This is a messenger RNA of Symbiodinium necroappetens, 6183 nucleotides long. The record is from the annotation of a GenBank genome assembly. NCBI's taxonomy places the organism in Eukaryota, Dinophyceae, Suessiales, Symbiodiniaceae.
AUGAAUAUGCUCGGCCUACGAUUGCAGUGCACUGCUGACCGACUCGUGAUGGUUUUUGCUGACAGCGGGCAUUGGGCCUGUCUAGGCUUUCACAUCGUCACACCAGGCACUGCCGCGGUGCUGUACUUGGAUGGGGUGCACCUUCGACUCUAUCAGCCCGCUCUGCGUCUGGCUCAGGCUGUUGCUGCUGCCUUUGGGCUGCACAUAAAAAGCUUCGAGCCCUUUACCUGGUAUGAGCAAGAAGCACCGCAUGAAUGUGGCCGUAUCGCACUGCAGCAUGCUGUUGCCUUUGUCACAAGUGACUUGCAACGCGCCCCUGAGUGGGCUGACCAGUUGCUUCUUAAACAUCAACACUGCCCAGCUCAAGUGCAUGCUAGCGGACAGCUGUCAGCCGACCAAAACCAGAGGCUCCAGGACCUUCUUGUUGAAAGGGGUGUCCCCAAACCUGCUGUUGAAAACAGGGUCGCUGCAGCGGUGCAAAAGAUUGGUGCCGGGCCUAUCGCAAAGGCACUUGCUAUGAAGAAUGCUUGGCCCCAGCUUAAAUCCUUGGGCUCGCAACCCAACUGCAUGUUUCGCUGGAUCCAGCAUGAUGAGCUUACCGCUCACAUCGACGAGCGUGCCCAUGCUAAGUUUGGUACUGCUGUUCCCAAUGGCAGGGAAAAGAAGCGCAAGGAUAAGGCACCCAAAGCUGCUGCUCAGCCACUUCAGGUCGAUCCCACUAAGCUUCAGAUUGCCCCUGGAUCUUUCACUACGGUUGAUGGGCGGCCAUUGCCCCAGCUUGCAUUCUCUGAGGUUGGUGCCGAAGUUCAGGGCGUUGCUUUUUGCAGCCCCCAACAAGCAGUGCCAUUCCUUCAGAAUCCCCAGUCUUUGAGCGUUGAUGCCCUGGCGUUGGUAUGUGUGACCGAGCUCCCGCCUGAUGUCUAUGGUGGUGCGACUGUUUCUUCACUCCAAUUUCCUGCUGUGUAUAGCCCCACGGAGGAAGCCAUCCUCAUUCGUGGGUCGCUCAUUCAGAUUGGGGAUGAGGUUGUGCAGCUCGCCUCCCAAAGCAUUGCUGAGGUACAACAGCUUGAAACAGUAACCUGCCGAAUUUCGGUUUAUCGGGAUGAGAUUGCCUUGGACUGGUCAGAGCUGCAAAAGGGGCCAAUUCGUGUCUUGUUGCAGUUGAUUCCCGCGCUGUCAUUGUGUGCCGACAAGGCUUGUGCACAAACCUGUGGGCGGUUUCAUCCAGCUGUUGAGGAGGUUGACGUUGUCGAUCGUCUCAUCAUUGACCUUUGGGGCCGUCAGUGGUCCAAGCUAGAGGGUGGCCGUGCUUCUCCCAAUGAUGCGCAGUCCUUUCACUGUCUGAUCCGUGUCCCUUCCUCGGCUUUGCUGCAUUUGCAACAGAUCAUGGUACGGGGAUUCUACACUGAGCCUCGAGCUACUGGGGGUGCCGGGCCACACCCUGGCUUUGCCGUCAUUUGGUUUCCUGAUGCUGAUUACGCCAAGGCCUUGCAUACCCUGCGCACAUGCACCAAGGCCAUCGCUAUCGCAAGGCUCAGCAAACGCUACGGCGUUCGUGUCCGGGAGCAGGAUGAGCAGGCUGUCUUCGAAGCCGUACGCCCGGGAAGUAUCUUUACCAAGGUUGCUGUGAAGGCGCAUUAUCGCCUUCAUCCUCUGCCCUUUGGUUGCCUCCGCAAACAUCUGCUUGCGCUGCUUCGUGAGUGGAAAUGGGAGGCUAAGCCGUUGCAGCCUGCUCGAGGGGAUGCAGAAGGAGCUGCGUGGAUUGUUGGGGCAUCCGAUGCCCCGCCCAGCCCAGCGCUCGCUUGCGGCGAUGCUUAUGUUCUUGUCCGAAAAGUGCGUGACACUGCGGCGGCGGCUGCGCAGCCGCUUGUUACUGCUUCUGGCCGUACGAAGCGCAGCAUCCUCUAUGAUGACGAUGACAAUGUUGCUGACCCAUGGGCCAAUGGUCUUGAUCCUUGGGCUCUUUCGCGAGCCCCGCCAGGCCUUCCUGCACCGACUACGGGUUCGACACCUGCUUCAGGCUCUACUGCCGCUACUAAGCUCAGCCAACUGCGAACCGAGAUCACGUCUGGGGUUCAAGAAAUUGUGAAAAAGCAGGUUUCCGAAACGGUUAAGGCUGCAGGCACUGCAGAUGCUCAUGCCAAUGCCGCCGAGACAAGGCUGACGCAACUCGAGGCCACAGUCAAUGAGCUCAAGCAUCAAGGCACGAAGUUUGAGGGAUGGUUCCAGUCCUUUGGUCAACAGGUCAGUGCUGUUCAGCAAACUGUGGCAGCACAGCAAGCCGAUCUUGCCCAGGCCACCAACUGUGGGGUGAAUGCGAUGCCUUAUCGUGUUGGUGAAGCCUCCAAUCCGGGUCGAAUCGGGCCUCGAGCCAUCGUCGGUGAUUUCAAUGCGGCCCAAGAUGAUCUCUCCCAGGUGAGUUUGUGGAAGCAAGCGGGCUGGGUGGACAUCCAGGCUGCGUCGCUCUGCGUCUCUGCGUAUGUUAAAGAUCGCUUCCAGGCCUAUUGGGCUUGGCCUCUCCCCACCGAGAUUCCUUGGUCGGAGAUUGCACUGGAGCGCCAUCGUGCACAGAGGCCCUUCGACACGACUUGGUACCUCGUGAGGUGCAUCGCUGGUUUAAGCAACUACGCCGGCUACAAAGCCUAUGUCACGCCCUCAAACGUUCCGAACCCCAUGAAAAUGCCUUGGAGUAUCGUGGUGGCUUGUGGUCAGCCAUACGCUCUGCCCGUGGCUUUCAUGCUGGUUGCGCAGGCCAUCUUCUAUGACUUCCGGGCCAACUACAGGCGUUUUGAAGCAUGGCACAUCCAAAAACGGCAGCAAAUCCUUCAAAACAAACACGAUGCCUCCUGCAAACAGCUCUAUCUUGAGCUCCGCGAGCCUCCAAGCUCCCAUGUUGACUUGUUGGUUUCUACUCAUACCUACGAAGUUCUUGCACGUGACCCUGCAGAGAAACUGCUCCAUGUUAGUGCCCCCCUGGCCACACAUGGUCACUCCGAGUGGAGGCUAGACGGCAUACCAGUUGCGAUCACACCUGUCUCCCAGGAUGUAUGCCGUGUCUCGGGUAGCGAUCCGCUGCCCACAGGCGAGGAGCUUGAGCAAUCAUGUUAUGUUUCCUCCCCUCCUGAAAUUCAGGAGGCUUUUCUCAAAGUCUGGUCUGAACGUUGGAACAAGGCUGCAAGCCCUAAUGGCUGGGAGCGCAUUUUUCGCUUCACAAAGGCCUUUCUGCCGCGGCUGCAAUGUUCAUUGGAGCCCAUCACUCCCGAUGUUUGGCAUGCUGCGCUGAAACGCUACAAGCCUUAUGCUGCUCGCGGUCCCGAUGGCUACGCUAAAACCGAUCUGCAAAACAUGCCGUUGCCAAGGUUGUGCGAGCUUCUUGAGCUCCUGACUGCAAUUGAAGCAGGCGCCGCCUGGCCAGAACAAUUGCUGGUUGGCCUGGUACAUGCCUUGGAUAAGCGCAAUGGUAAGCUUGAUGUUGAAGGGUAUCGUCCCAUUGUGCUUUUCAGCAUCGUCUAUCGCACCUGGAGUGGCAUCCGCGCCAGGCAGCUUUUGCGCUGGCUUCGUGAUGUAAUCUCUGAAGGCGCACUGGGAUUCUUGCCGGAUCACGAGCCUGCUGAGGCCUGGCUUGUGCUUCAGGCCAACAUCGAGGUCGCGGUUCAGGGAUCUGAGCCCCUUUCGGGUUUCAGUGCUGACCUCGUCAAGGCUUUCAACACGUUGCCGCGUCAACCUCUGUUUGCUGCUGCCAGAUGGCUAGGCAUUCCCGAAGGGGUUUUGUUGCCUUGGUCAAACUUCUUAUCUGGUAUGCAACGCCGAUUCGUCGUCCAGCAUUGCGUCAGCGCUCCUGCGUAUUCGAAGUGUGGAUUCCCUGAGGGGUGUCCUCUCAGCACGGUGGCCAUGUGCAUCUGCGACUUCAUGUUCCACCGUUACCUUGAAGUCUUUACACCCUCGAUUCGCAGUCUUUCUUUUGUUGACAACCUUCUGGGGACGGGUGAAUCGGCUUACUCUGUUGCCCAAGGCCUCAACGCUACAAGGUGCUUCUGUGAUGCUCUCGGUCUCACGCUGGAUGGUGCCAAAACCUACACAUGGUCAACUGACUCGAUUCAAAGGCGUAUCCUUCGGGAGCUUGGCCUCAAGGUCACCGAUGCUAGCCGUGAACUCGGCGGCUUGAUGUCCUUCGGCCCUAGUACGCGCAAUCGUGCGCUUGUUGAUCGAUGUCGGGCCCUUGGCCCCGUCUUCCGGCGGCUCUCUCGCUCCCGUGCGCCAUUGCAUCUCAAGUUGCGCACCCUGCCAACUAAAUUUUGGUCCAUGGCUCUGCAUGGCGCUGCCGGAUGCCUUGUCUCUGAAGCUACGUUGCAGGGCCUGCGUACUCAAACAGUGCGAGCGCUCAAGCUUCAGUGUAGCGGCUCAAGCCCAAUGCUGAGACUCUCCUUGUCUGGAGUGCCUACUGCAGACCCGGGUUUCUUCCAGCUGUGGGAUUGUGUGAAUACUUUCCGUCGCAUCUGCACAAAACAGCCGGGGCUCCUCGACCUCUGGCAGCUUUUUGCCUCGCGCUUUCAGGGCGACCUUCUUCAUGGCCCGUUCUCCAAACUUCUUCGUUUACUGCACUCGAUUCAAUGGCGUGUGCUCUUUCCGCCAUUUGUGCAAGACGAGGAGGGCUUGACCCAUGAUUUGCUUGGUAUUCCCAAACAAGUGCUGCGUGUACUGCUGAUGAAGGCCUGGCUCCGCUUGGUCGCAUACAAUCACAAGCACCGGAAAACCAUGUACGAUCUUGACGGCAUUGAUCCCGCCCUGGUUGCCCUAGAUUGGUGUAGCCUCCCUUCCCUAUCUAGGACCUGGGUGUCGGCACUACAGAGUGGUGCCAACAUGUUCGGUGAUUCCCAGUCAAAGUUUGACUUGGAAAAGGAUGGUCUCUGCGCUUUGUGCGGCUUGCCAGAUGAUGCUUAUCAUCGCGUGUGUGUUUGUCCUCGCUUCAGCGCCGUACGUGCACCACACUCUUGGGUUGUUGCAGAGUGGCCACAGUUACCGAAGGCGCUUAGCCAUCACCUUCUGCCAUCUGCGAAUCCGCAUGGACCAAGCCUGCGACGCCUUCUGCAGGGGCUGCCUGACUACACUGCUUGUUUCUUGUCUGCGCCCACAGUUGGAGAAUGUCAGCAUAUCUUCACUGACGGUUCUUGCAGUGCCUUUGGUGCCUCCGAACUCUCGCUCGCGGCAUGGAGUGUUGUCAACUCUUGCACCGGAGAAAUCAUCGCGUGUGGCCCACUGCAUGGCCUGCAACAAUCAGCGCCACGAGCUGAGCUCACGGCUGUCCUUUCGGCCGUCACUUGGGCACGACAACACAGAGUCCAAGCAGUCAUCUGGUGCGAUGCUGAACAUGUAGCAUCAUCACUGCGUCAACUCUUAGAAGGUGAACUACUCGAUCGCGCCUGGGGCAACCAGGACCUUUGGCAUGUGCUGCUGUCGCAACUUGGUGACACUGAACCGGGCAUGCUACAAGUGCAGCAUACACCUUCCCGCUUGGAUGUCAACUGCUGUGAGAGCCCCUUUGAGGAUUGGCUCAGCUGCUGGAACCAGCAUGCUGAUACGGUUGCUGGCUUGUGCAACCUCAAUCGGCCUUGGCAAUUCCAGCAGGUGCACGCUCAGGCGGUUGCUCAUUUUCAGGUAACUGCUGCUCGGAUCCGCGCUCUCCGCAGCAUUUAUUGUGGCAUCGCACAAAUCACUUAUGGUGUGGCAAUGAGAGCUGUCCCUACCGAUGCUGAGCCUCCUGAACCUUGUGAUCCUGCAGAAGACUUACCACUCGGCCAGCCGCGGAUACUGGAUAUCACCGAGUGCUUGCCUGUGGGCUGGCAGCCGCUUCUGGUUCAGCAUUGCACGGACUUGCCCAGUGAUUUCAUCUUGGGGGUUUGUGCAUUUUUUCUCAAAUUGGAUGGAUGCUCUGAGUGUGCCUACUCGAUCACUUUCCUCGAGUUCCUCGCCAUGUUUAUCCUGGACGGUACAACACCUUUUCCAGUGCAGUGUGGAUCGACGGGCCGUUGGAAGAGUCGUUCUGAUCAGACUUUGCCGUUUGUAAAGCACACAGUCGAUGUACAGUUACGACUGAUACGAAGGGCGCUGCGACAGCAGCUGCUUCGUGACUUCUUCAGCCGACAGGCCAUCCGUACAGCUGCUACAUUGCAGAGGCCGUUUGAG